GUAGUCGGAAUCGUGCGAAGAAAAUAUAUUUCUUACGUCGAAAGAAUCGAACAUAUUGAGUGCAAAAUAUUUUGUGUUUUCAAGUUUAUUUCAGGUAAAAUAAUACGAAAACAGACAAAAUGGUUAGAACAGUAUAUUCACCGGAAUAUUGUCUUCAAUACCUUGAGCAAUACGCGUCACAGGAAACUUUUGUUGUGGGAUUGAUUUUAGGUCAGACUAUAGAAGCUAGAGAAAGUGUGAUUCAUUUAGCGCGCACUCCUGAAGAAAAAGGUACCGAUGCUGCUUCGGAAUCAAGUUUUGGCUCAGAAAAACAAGAGUCUUUACGGAGUUUGUUAGGAGUCUCCGAGGCUUGGGUGGCUGACCACGCGAAACAUGUCACGAGAAUGUUACCGGGUGGCAUGUUCGUCCAAGGUAUUUUUAUAACAAGUGAUGAAGACAUCUUUGAAGAUCCAAACCUCUUCAGUAAAGUGAAGUCUGUGUUAAACUACACACACAAAUCUUUAGGAUCAAAUCCAUACAUGUAUGGGAAUUGCCCGCAUAUGAAUGAACGUCUGGUGCUUCACAUGUCCACUAACACAAAAGUUCUAACAUGUAAGAGUGUAGAAGUUGGGUCAAGCACAACAGCCAUAAAACCGGUGGAUUGGAAGUUUAUGCCAAAACCACAACAAUGGCAACGGCUCGACUGUUAUUAUGAGUUUGAUGAAGUUUAUCCUGUGGUUGUGAAGAAGAGUGGUAUAUCUGUUAAACAACAGUUUCAGCAAAUCCUAGAGUCUGCAUACAAGACCAUAGAAUCAAGUGUGAUGUUUGUAGAUGGAGAGUUAAAAGAUGGUUCAGAAGCAUUAGAGUCAUUGAACAAGAAGAAAAAGACCAAAACCAAUGCUAAGUUUGUGGAGUCAGAAACUCCAAAAUCCAUGCAUGUGUCUUUGUUUGUGCCUUUUGAAAAUUCAUUACCAGAAACCGUAGAAUAUAUGGAAUGUGAUGGCAGCAUACACUUCAGUGGAGUUGUGUCAUCAAGUGUAUUCAUGUACCCAAAAGCCACAGUCAAAGAAGCCAUUGCGGCUGUGAAGGAAGACAUCAUACGGUCGCUGGCUUCAAGGUUUACCAUGCACUGUGAUGCUUUGAUUGACGACAAUUUGUUGCCUGAAGAAAAAAUAUGCUUCAAUGAGCCUCCUCGUCGAGUGUUGGUACCAGUUGGGUCACUAUAUCUAUGUGACUAUUUGUUCCCUGGAGAAGCGCCGGCCGAAGCUCUUCUCUCAGUUCGGGAGCUACUCGACUUGAAAAUCACAGAGUCGGAUGUAAUAUGUGAUGUGGAAACCCCUGCAGAUACGUCAGAGUUCGACGCCUUAGACCGGGAUGCGAGCAGCGAAGAACUGCUGGCGACCCCGCAGGAAGCGAGCCAGUUUAUGUACAUUACCGGAAUCUGCUUCGCCAUGCUAGUAUUGGUCAUUUCCAUCAUCAUUCACUACUACGACACAAUAGCCGAAGUCAUCGGCAAAAUCUUCAAACCCUAACAUUUUAGAAAGACUGUCCAAUAUCAACACAGAAAAAUAAGCAAGGUUGUGUUUUUAUCUCGAAAAUGUUCGAUUUUUGAUGAAUUCAGAUUGAAUUAUCAGUUUUAUGAUUACUAAGAUGAUAAUAUCGUAAUGAAUACAAUGAAAACACUUAUUUAUUAUUGCUUUUAUUAGCUGUUCUAUAACCUAAAUUCACUUAGUAUAUAAAGAAUUACAUAUAUCUUACAUAUUAUGGUGAUGAUUAUAUUUAUGUACAAAUGAUGCUGUGUAAAAUGUGGCUUUUUAAAUAAAUAACUAGUAACUUUUUA
Messenger RNA from Pectinophora gossypiella (pink bollworm), 1819 nucleotides. Its product is annotated as protein odr-4 homolog. The record is from RefSeq and is a predicted model, not a curated record. The transcript has 7 exons. Lineage: Eukaryota; Metazoa; Arthropoda; Insecta; Lepidoptera; Gelechiidae. Gene Ontology annotation, biological process: intracellular protein localization. Gene Ontology annotation, cellular component: endomembrane system. Bases 120 to 1511 code for a protein of 463 amino acids.